Molecule: messenger RNA, 2841 nt
Organism: Mus musculus (house mouse)
Lineage: Eukaryota; Metazoa; Chordata; Mammalia; Rodentia; Muridae
Gene: Lrrc61
Product: leucine rich repeat containing 61
Exons: 3
Coding region: 364-1143 (259 amino acids)
Source: RefSeq, marked validated
AGUUAACAGACAGAACGCUUUAACCGGUAACAAUCGCGGCCGGUGAGGUGGGUGCUGCCUUGGUGGCCAGGAGACAUUAGGAUUGGAUUUCCUAUCCCACAAUCACAGCCUCUUGUUAUCACGGGGCCUGUCCCAUCUCUGUCCGCUCCAUGUUGUCAGCCGUAUCUAGGCAGCCACCCUCUACUCCUAGAGCUCAUCAUUCCUGAAGAUCUGUUCCAAAAGAACUUCACACUCAGUUGAUGUGCACAGACCUUUGGCCCAAGCAGAAUUGAGGGAGAGGAGCCAGCUGAUCCUCAGAGGCACCUGCAUCCCUGUGACUGACAGCACUGCCAGGGCCCAGCGGUCUGAACUGUCUUCAGUAUCAUGGAGCCUCCUGGAGAGAAGCCAGGAGAGGCUGAGGCGCUGAGCAUCACACCCCAGCUGCUGAAGUCCCACUCAGGAGAAUUUGCCCUGGAUUCCAUCCUGUUGCUGAAGCUUCGGGGUUUAGGGGUGGUGGACCUGGGUUGUUUGGGGGAGUGCCUGAACCUUGAGUGGCUUGACCUAUCAGGCAAUGCACUUACCCACCUGGGCCCACUGGCAUCCCUGCGCCAGCUGGCUGUGCUCAACGUCUCCAAUAAUCGGCUUACAGGGCUGGAGCCACUAGCAGCUUGUGAGAACCUGCAGAGCCUCAAUGCUGCUGGUAACCUGCUGACCACUCCUGGUCAGCUGCAGUGUCUGGCUGGGUUGCAGGCCCUGGAGCACCUGAGGCUCCGGGACCCUUUGGCCCGGCUCAGCAACCCGCUCUGUGCAAAUGCUUCCUACUGGGCUGUGGUCCAAGAGCUACUGCCUGGCCUCAAAGUCAUAGAUGGGGAACGAGUGAGUGGGCGGGGCAGUGAGCUGUACCAGUUAUGCCGGGACCUGGACAGUUCCUUGCGCUCCGGCUCCAGCCCAGGGCCCAGAGCCAUCGAGGCCCAGCCAUGGGUAGAGCCCGGCUACUGGGAGUCCUGGCCCAUCCGGAGCAGCUCCAUUCUGGAGGAGGCCUGCCGACAGUUCCAGGACACACUGCAGGAAUGCCUUGACCUGGAUCGUCAGGCCAGCGAUAGCUUGGCCCAGGCCCAGCAGGCUCUCAGCCCUGCAGAAACCACCUCUUCCUUUGUCUUCUGAAUGCAACUCAUAGCCAAGGUGGUCUGAUCGUAGACAUUCCUUCCCUGCCCCAUGCGCUUGCCUCUCUCUCUCUCUCUCUCUCUCUCUCUCUCUCUCUCUCUCUCUCUCUCUCUCUUUCUCUCUCUCUCUCUCUCUCUCUCUCUGUCUAUUUAUAUCUGGUCACUGACCCUGCUUACUAGGUUGUUCAUUCAUCCGUUUCUUGAGAGCUCCUAACUCCUGCAUCUCCUCAAGGGUGUUUCCUCCCUCCUCCCACAGCCUCAAGGACACACUUUCCAGAUCGCCUCUAGAAGGGAGAGGAGAUCCCGUCACUAUCUGGCAAAUGCACCAUGCGGCCAGGCUGCAGGGGCUCUGGGCAUGCUGUGCCUGAGCUCCCUCAAAUGCCCAACCUAAGGCUUUGUGGGUAAGAUUACUUGCCACCUGCUUACUCUUAUGAAAUAGUCCAGUGCUCAUAUUAUCACUUGUCUCGUCUCCAGCAAAUACGAGGGGGCUUCUGAACCUCUGCUUUGGUCCUGUGGAAGGCUCCUACACUUGCCCUACCUGCUGCUUCCUGGUACUAGGCAGGAAGUGUGGACACACACACACACACACACACACACACACACACACACACACAGAGUCUUUUUGAGCUUCCCUUAUAUGUACAGGUUGAGCUGAGGGAGAACAACACAAGGUUGGAAAGGAACAGACUCAGCAAUUUUAUUAGCCUGGAGUUGAAAGUCUCUGGGAGACGAUAUGCUCCUGCUGGGUGCUGCCACAGCUGUACAGGGAGUAAGGUGAAGUCCUAGAGAAGAAGGGAAAACCAGGUUGGGGGUGCGGGAGACUGUUUGGGUCAGAUUCUAGCUUUUGUCACGUUUCACAAGUCCUUUCUCAACCCAAUUUCCAUGCCAAGGGCUGGCUCUCCCCAUUAACCACUUACCUGUCUAGGGCUUAUUUGGUUCUCAGGGCCCUGGAGAAGGCAAACUGUCCAGGUAGGAAGUAGCCGUGGGGGUCUUCGCCAGCCUGUGCUAUCUUAAUGCAUUGCAACUCCUGAGGAUCCUGCUAGAACCAGUGUUUGCUGCAGCAGUUCUAGGAAGGGAGGCACCGCCACAACCCCCAGGGGAAUGUCCCGAGGUGGGGGUGGGGGGACCCAGCUCUUCUUUUCAGGUUUCCUGUUCUUCUCCCAUAGACCCAGAUUUGAUCUGUCCCUCCAGGCUUCUCCCUAACCUCGUUUCCUUCUUACCUGAGGCCCUUGCUUCAGAAUUGGGCAGUGGACUAUCCGGCCUAGAAUUUUACCCUUGGGGUCCAUUUUAAUGCAGGCCAGGCAUUUCCGCCUUCUCUGGGGAGGAGAACAGGGAUGUCAGAGUGGAGACUAGCCUCUGGCAUGCUCUGGAGUGGGCGAUGUAGUGAUUUGAAUAAGAAUGUCCCCCAUAGGCUGACAUAUUUGAAGAUUUGGUCUCCAGUUGGUAGUGCUGUUUGGGGAGGUUUUGAAGGUUUGACCUUGAUGGAGGAAGUACGUCAGUGGGGCAGGCUUUAAGAUUUUAAAACCUCGAACCACUCCCAAUUCACUCUUUCUGCGUUCUGUUUACGAGGAAGGCUGUGAGCUCUCAGCUUCCUGCUCUGGCCACCAUGCCUGCUGGCAUCCACAUCUCCCUGCCUCCCACCAUGAUGGACUUUUAUUCCUCUGGAACCCUAAGCCAAAAUAAACCUUUCCUAUUAUUA